Messenger RNA from Scheffersomyces amazonensis, 902 nucleotides. Its product is annotated as H(+)-transporting V0 sector ATPase subunit c''. The transcript has 2 exons. The record is from RefSeq and is a predicted model, not a curated record. Gene Ontology annotation, biological process: proton transmembrane transport. NCBI's taxonomy places the organism in Eukaryota, Fungi, Ascomycota, Pichiomycetes, Serinales, Debaryomycetaceae. Gene Ontology annotation, cellular component: membrane; proton-transporting V-type ATPase, V0 domain. Gene Ontology annotation, molecular function: proton-transporting ATPase activity, rotational mechanism. The coding region runs from base 146 to 736 and encodes 196 amino acids.
CCUGACUCCAACCUGCAAAUACUCAGUCGCAGCUUACAUAAGCGAAAUUCCCAGUUAAUUAAAGGAAAUGAACAAGAAGAUGUUGACCGGACCCAGGCCGAAGAGAUAGCUAAAAUUGGAAUUAACAUUGAUACAUAAUUGGAAUAUGGCAGUAACUGGAUCACUUGUGGCAUUGUCAUUAUUGACAGUUGGUGGUUAUAUGUUAUUCACCGGAGCCGGUGAAUCAUUUAAUGUUGGAGAAUUCUUAGAAACUACUUCACCAUAUUUAUGGGCCAGUUUAGGAAUUGGUGCAUGUAUAAGUUUUUCAGUUAUUGGAGCAGCAUGGGGGAUAUUUAUAACUGGUUCAUCAAUUAUAGGAGCAGGUGUUAAAGCUCCAAGAAUUACUACCAAGAAUUUAAUUUCAAUUAUCUUUUGUGAAGUUGUAGCUAUUUAUGGAUUAAUUAUGUCGAUUGUAUUUUCAUCAAAACUUGUUAGUAUUCCUGAAGCUCAAUUAUUUACUAAAGAAAAUUUAUAUACGGGAUUUUCAUUAUUUUGGGCUGGUAUUACAGUAGGAAUUUCAAAUUUAAUUUGUGGUGUUGCUGUUGGUAUAACUGGUUCAACAGCUGCUAUAAGUGAUGCAGCUGAUUCUUCACUUUUUGUUAAAAUUUUAGUAGUUGAAAUCUUUGGAUCAGUUUUAGGAUUGUUUGGAUUAAUUGUUGGAUUAUUAAUGGCUGGUAAAGCUCAAGAAUUUCAAUAAAUCUUUCAAUUAAUAUUACUUGCAUUCACUUAAAAACACUCUAUUUUUUAAUUCAUUAAACUAAGCCUUAUGCUUAUGUUAUUCCCAUUUAUGUCGUAUAACUUUAAUAUAGAUAACCUUUUUUAUAUUAUAUAUAUAUUAUAUUAUAUUAUAUUAUAUUUAUAAA